This is a messenger RNA of Paramecium pentaurelia, 3857 nucleotides long. NCBI's taxonomy places the organism in Eukaryota, Ciliophora, Oligohymenophorea, Peniculida, Parameciidae. The record is from the annotation of a GenBank genome assembly.
AUGAAAAUAGCAGAAUCAAAUGAUAACUCAGAAAAAUUGCUGUCAAAAUUACUUUUUAAUUAAGUUGCCUUCCAACUACCCUAGUAAGUCCAAGAAGAAGCAACUAUAGCUUAGAUACUAACAUAUAGAAGUCCCAUUUAUAAACAAUUGCUAUACUAUUCAUUUUGCAUUUUGACUUGUAUAAUAAUUAGUAAGAAGUUUAGGCGGUAUUGGAUAUUUAUUUGCCAGAUGGAACUUAUCAUUAAAGCUAGCUUUGUUAUAUAGCUAAUGUAUUGACAUAGAGAAAGCAACUCACUUGGUAAUAACUUCUUUAGAGAAUGAAAAAGAACUAAUAAAGAUUGGGUUAAAGAAAAUGCAGAUAAAUAAGAGCGAAAAGUAAAGUAAGGUAAAAAGAAUAACAAUACACAAUUUAGUCUUUUGAGUAUCGUUUGUAUACAUAUUACUAUGAAGAUGAAUGUUUUAAAGCAAUAGAAACACCAUUUUAGACCUUAACCCAUGAAGAGAUUAUAAAUAAUUAUUCUAGAGGAGUAGAAUCACCUGAAGAAAUAGCAUCUUAAUAUGGAUAUAAUAAUACAACAAUUCCUGAUAAAAGUACAGGUAAAAUCUUGAUUGAUGAAAUUUUAACACCGUUUUAUUUGUUUCAAAUAUUUAGUGUGUGUUUAUGGAGCAUUGAAGAAUAUUAUGAAUAUGCAAUAGUAAUAUUUUUAACUUCUAUUAUUUCAAUAUUGGUGUAAUUAAGAGAAACAAAAUAGAAUUUUGCAAAACUUAGGUAAAUGACUUCUUAAGAUUCAGUGGAGAAUGUAUUUAGAGGACAAAAUGAUAUUGUUAUAUAAAAUAAAGAAAUUAUAGUGAAUAAGACAAUUAAUCAUAAUAAAUAGAAAUUAAGUUCAAAAGCAAUUGUACCAGGAGAUUUAAUAGAAGUUAGAGAUGAUUGGACAGUUCCAUGUGAUUGUAUUCUAUUAAAUGGAUCUUGUAUUAUAAAUGAAUCAAUGCUAACAGGAGAAUCUAUACCAAUAAUUAAAAACCAAAUUUAAUUCAAUAAAUUUAUCUAUUAACCAAAUGAAGACUCAAAAUCUAUUACUUUAUUUGCUGGAACUAAAUGUUUAGAAGCAAGACAUCCAGAAAAAGGACAGAUUCCAGUUUUAGCAUUAGCAGUAUAAACAGGAUUUUCAACAAUAAAAGGAUAAUUGGUUAGAUCUAUUUUAUAUCCGAAACCAACUACUUUUUCAUUUUAUAAAGAUUCUUUAUCAUUUAUAGCAGUUUUAGCAAUGAUGUCUUUAGUGGGUUUUUCUUUGACAAUAAAAGAUUAAGUAGAUGAAUUAAAAGAAGAAAAUACUACAAUAUUUCAAAUGAUUAUAAAUUCUUUAGAUUUGAUUACAAUUACUGUACCUCCAGCAUUACCAACAUGUCUAUCAAUUGGAGUUUCAUUUGCUUUAGCUAGAUUGAGCAAGAAAUCUAUUUAUUGUAUAUCACCUAAUAAGGUAAAUGUGGCUGGGAAAAUAACUAUAAUGUGUUUUGAUAAAACAGGUACAUUAACAGAAGAUGGUUUGGAUCUUUAUGGAGUACGUUCUAUUGGAUAUAAUCAUAGUAAUUAUUUUAUAUAUAUAUAUUUUAAUAGAAAAAUCAAAGAUUUGUUUUUAAGAUUUAAUUAUAGAUGUUAAUGAAUUACCUACUCCUAAUGUAUUGUUUUCAAUGAAUUUAACAGGAUAAAAUGUAUAUGGAUAGACUAAAUUAUAACCAACUUAAUUGAUUUUAGAAAUUAUGGCAUCUUGUCAUGGAUUGGCUAAAGUAAAUGGACAAUUAAUAGGUGAUCCUUUGGAAGUGAAAAUGUUUGAAGCUACUAAUUUUGAAUUAGAUGAUUUACAUAAUGAAGUUUUUAAAGAUAAUGAAAGAAUUUAAAUAUUAAAAAGAUUUGAUUUUUCAUCAACUCUUUAAAGGAUGAGUGUUAUAGUUUAAAGAAAUGAUAGAUUAAGAGUGCAUGUAAAAGGAUCUCCUGAGAAAUUAAGAGAAUUAUGUCAUCCUACAACUGUUCCUAGAAGUUUUCAUAAGAUACUUGAACAUUAUUCAAAGAUGGGCUUUAGAGUAUUAGCUUGUGGAUCUAAGGUUAUUGAUAGUGAAUGUAAUAGAGAUAAAGCUGAAUGUAAUUUAACAUUUUUAGGUUUCUUAAUUAUGUAGAAUAAACUUAAACCAGUUACUCGUAGUAUAAUCUAAACAUUAUAAGAUGCAAUGAUUAGAACAGUUAUGGUUACAGGUGAUAAUGUUUUAACUGCUAUUUCUGUUGCUAGAUAAUGUAAUCUUGUAUAACCAAAUUAACGUAUAUUUUUGGGAGACAUUGCAGAAGAGAAGUUGGAUGGAAAGAAUCAUAUAACUUGGAAAGACUUUGAUAUGAAUGAUAAAGUACUAAAUCCAGAGAAUUUAUCUCCUGAAUUAGAUAUUAAAGAUGAUUCUGGGGAUGAAUUUGAAACACCUGAAUUAUUUGGAUAAUAGGAAUAGUAAUAUGAAUAAUAAAUGGAAAUCGUAAUUGAAGAAAAUGAGAAAGUUGCUAAUUCUUAAAGUUAUGAAAAUAGGAAAAGUAUGAAUUUGAAGAAGAGCAAAUAUUAAAGUUAUAAGGAAUAAGAAGAGUAAUUAAAAGCUGAAAAUCUUGAUCAUUUAAUUGAUGAUUAGGAUCCAUGGAAGACAGAUUAACCAUUUGUAGUAGCUAUAUCUGGAAAGGCAUUUUAAUUAUUAUUAAAUCAAAUUGAUACAAAUCCAAAGGCAAGAAGAUUAUUUGGUUUGAUGUUAGAAAAAGCAUAGAUUUUUGCAAGAAUGAAGCCUGAAUAGAAAGCAUAACUUAUAACACAUUUGUAAAAGAUUAGUAAAAAGGCAUUAUGUGGUAUGUGUGGUGAUGGAGCAAAUGAUUGUGGAGCCUUAAAAGCAGCUGAUGUUGGAAUCUCUUUAUCUGAUGCAGAAGCAUCAAUAGCUGCUCCUUUUACUUCUAAGAUUUAAAAUAUAUCUUGUGUUGUAAAAUUGUUAAGAGAAGGAAGAGCAUCUUUGGUUACAAGUUUCUAAUGUUUUAAAUAUAUGGCUUUGUAUAGUAUGAUUUAAUUUAGUACUGUUACUUUGCUUUAUUUUACUCUUUCAAAUAUGUCAUCAUUGGAAUACUUUUAUAUAGAUUUAUUCAUAAUUAUACCAUUAGCUGGAACUAUGGGUUAAACUAAAGCAUACAAAAAGUUAACUUAAUUUUAACCAGGAUCAAAUCUAAUUUCUUUUCCAGUUUUAUUAUCUGUAAUUGGUUAAACUUUAAUUUAAAUUGGAUUUUAAACUUUUGUUUACUUUUAUAUGAAGAAUCAAUCAUGGUAUAGAUCAGGAGUAGAUAUUCAUAAAGAUAUAGGAGAUAUUGAUGAUCAUCUUGAAAUGGAAAUAUGUUAUGAAAAUACAAUAUUAUUCUUAUAUGCUAAUUUCCAAUAUGUAUUCCAAUGUGUUGCUUUUUCAAUUGGUAAACCAUUUAGAAGAGAAUUUUAUACAAAUAUUUAUUUCACUUUAUGGAUAAUUUUAGCUAUGCUCUUUAAUAGUUAUAUCUUCUUAAUUGAGAAAAGUGGUUUUUAGGAUAUUUUUAUGGUAUAAAUGUAUAUUUAUAUUUUUAGUUAAUGUUUGAAUAUGAAUCUACAAAGAAUGCUGAUUUAAGUACUGAAAUUGAUAGAUAAUGGAUGUAUUGGUUGUAUGGGAUUAUGAUAAUAAAUUUGAUUACUACGAUUAUAUUUGAGAAAUAUAUAGUGCCAUUUACAACUAGAUUUUAUAGAGGGAAGAAAAGAAAGUUGUUAAAGAGAUAUAAAUAUUCUUAAAAUCCAUAUCUGAAUGAUCAAUUAGAAUAGAAAUGA